UAGAGGACAGAGUAGGGAAAAAUGGGUCAAAGAGUUUCCAUUUUUGUGUGUGUGCUUGGAUUAUGGUAAUGAUUAAUAAAAAAUACUUUAAUAAGUAAAUUCAAAAGAGAGAAUCCUUGAUCCUGCAUAAAGAUUUUUGGUCUGAUGCUUUCCAUAAGAGUCUUAUUUCUCAUGAUACUGUUCAACAUGUUCCCAAAUAAUGCUCUUUCCUCUUCCUCUUGCAAAAAGAACAUACCUUCCUAAUCUGUUUCUUUCUUUGCCUUUAAAAGGGGCUUUUUGUGCUCCACCCAGAACCACAAGCUACAGUGUUUGCUCAUUUUGCAUGUGCUGCUGCUACCUGCUAUCUUACAGCUGGUGGGUCCAGGGGAAAUUCUUGGAGCAUUUAAACAGUUUUGUAUUCGAGAUGGGGUGUUUUACUAUCUUGAAGAGCAAGAAAAAAUUGUUUGACCGAAUUAUUCGGUCAAAACGUGUCAAUCAUAAUGAGCAUGGAGCUGCAGUACUGCCUGGAUCUCAAACUCAAACCCGAUCAUUGCAGUCGGCACCUCCUAGUUUUAAGACUAAAGUGAAAUCCAUUCACCCUCUUAAUAAAGUUUUCAACAGCAAGUCGCGGGCUUUAUCUGCUCCAUCGGCUCUUGAUUCUGCAGAACAGAAUGCUUUUGCUUCAACUGAGCAUGAGGAACAUGAAGAGUCAAAACACCGAGUAAUACCAGGGAAGGAGCCGCGUUCACCUGGUCCACAACCUUUACCUCUUCCAUCUCCUCAGGGUGGUGGAGCAUUGAAGGUUAUUAUCAGCCUUAAGCCAGGGUUGGUUAAUGGCCCUCUAUAUGCUUCUGGAGCUCUUAAUUCUGCAGAACAAGAUGCUUUGGUCUCAGUUGAGUUUGAGGAACAAGCUGAGUCGAAUAACAGAGCUGGAACGAUGAAGGAGCAGCGUUCAUCUAGUCCACGGCCUUUACCUCUUCCACAUCCUAAGGGUGGUGGUGCAUUGAAGACUACUCGCAGCUUUAAGCCCGAAAAAGUUAGUGGUCCUUCACAUGCUUCUAGACCUGUGCCCCUUCCAUCUACCGGGUUGCUUAAUUACUUUCGGUAUGAGGAAAUUGCUGCUGCUUGCCACAAUUUUUCUUCAGAUCAAUGUAUCUCAGAAUGUCUUUCUGCUAGCAUAUAUAAAGCUUCCUUUCAUAACGAUGCUUUAAGCCCAAAGAAGUUUGAAGCCACUGUGACCCGUCUUCGCCCACCAACUCUGGGCUUCAGGGAAUUCAUAACUGAGGUCAGUAAUCUUGCAUCUUUGCAACAUCCAAACCUCUGUAAAUUGCUAGGAUUUCAUGCCCGCGACAUAUCCGAACCAAAGAUGUUGGUUUAUGAGAGGCUAUGCCAUGGGAGCUUGGACAGCUUGUUGUUUGGGAAAUCUGAUGGCUCUUCAAUUGAUUGGAACAUAAGAAUGAAGAUUGCCUUAUGUGCUGCAAAAGGUCUUACUUUCUUGCAUGAAGAAGGGCCUUUCCAGGCAAUGUAUAAUGAAUUCUCAACCGCUAAUAUACAAAUUGACAAAGAUUUCAGUGCAAAGCUCUCAGAAUAUGGUUGUGUUGGACAUGUUCCUGAAAAAGAGUUUUCAAAGAGUUCAUCUGCUGUUGGAAAACUUCCAGUGGAGACAUUGGAGAGAGGAAUGCUCACUCCAAAGAGCAAUGUGUGGAGUUUUGGAAUUGUUCUUCUGGAGCUACUUACAGGCAGAAAGAAUCUUGAUAGCCACUAUCCCAAGGAAGAGAGGAACUUAGUCAAGUGGUGCCGGCCUUUCCUGUCAGACGAUUUCCGACUCUCGCUGAUCAUGGAUCCUCAACUUAAAGGCCAGUUUCCAUCCAAAGCAGCAAGGACAGUAGCUGACAUUGCACAGAGAUGCCUCCAAAAGGAUCCAUCAGAGAGACCCACCAUGAGAAGCAUUGUGGAGCAUCUGAAAAUGAUACAGGACAUGAAGUACUCUUGUUGGCACCCACUGCAAGAACCAUCAGCUGCUAUAUCUAAGAAACAAAUGUCAAAAUCACCAAGUCUUAAUGGUGUUUCAUAUCAGGCACCUGGAAUGAGUCUCUCUCUACCACAAUCAUCCAUUGCUGAAACAACUUUCUCACCUCCAAGAUGCUGUGCUGUGCCCAUCCUGCUUCCUCCUCCUCGCUUGCCAGAGGAGCUUUAAUAUUCAGGAUAUUAGGAGUUCACCAUCCUCAGAAUCUAGACAGCUAGUGUUGAAGGAUAUUAUUGUUUUAUUUAUCUAUUAUCAUUAGUAUUAUUGGCAAUACAAAUUUAUAGGAGAUAGAUUUUGUGGUUCUUUAACCUUCCCAUUCCAUCUCUCUAUAAUGAUGAGAAGAUGCUCAAGUGUAGAUAUUGCAAAGUCAGUCAUUCUGGGUUCAACUAGUCAAACUAUUUAAUAAAAAAGUAUCUGGUCUUAAACAA
Messenger RNA from Lotus japonicus, 2433 nucleotides. RefSeq names its product probable serine/threonine-protein kinase PBL1. The transcript has 6 exons. Gene Ontology annotation, molecular function: ATP binding; protein kinase activity. NCBI's taxonomy places the organism in Eukaryota, Viridiplantae, Streptophyta, Magnoliopsida, Fabales, Fabaceae. The coding region runs from base 200 to 2176 and encodes 658 amino acids. Gene Ontology annotation, biological process: protein phosphorylation. The record is from RefSeq and is a predicted model, not a curated record.